Messenger RNA from Ziziphus jujuba (common jujube), 2759 nucleotides. RefSeq lists its product as uncharacterized. Gene Ontology annotation, molecular function: protein binding. The record is from RefSeq and is a predicted model, not a curated record. Lineage: Eukaryota; Viridiplantae; Streptophyta; Magnoliopsida; Rosales; Rhamnaceae. Bases 406 to 2175 code for a protein of 589 amino acids. The transcript has 3 exons.
AUUUUAAUUUUAUUUAAUGUUUAUGUUGUUUAUAUAUAAAGGACUCGCUCGCUGAGACUCGCUCUGUCCGGGUUCCUGAUAAAGUGAAGCUACGUUCGUACUUCGCUUUGAGGGCUUCGUCGGAAAAAAAAAAAAAGAAGCUAUAUUCAUUUAAUCGGAAAAAUCCAUUGAAGUCCGUACAGAUUAUAGAAUCGAAAGUUGAAAGUAGUUCGAAGGGAGAAAAGCGAAGACUUUUUGGGUAAAAAAGUCGGAGAUUUUCCGAUUGGAGGGAGAGAAAAAUCCUCUUUAUUAAAUAGAGAAAAAAAAAGGAGCUUUUCCUGGAUUCAAAUCUCAGUUCUUAAGCCUCUGUACCAUUUUUUUUUUUUUUUUGACCUUUCAUCAUUUUGAUCUGAAAGGUAAAGAAAAAUGGCAGCACUGAAAGUGGCCACGACCUGUUUGCAUUGGUCGCAGCCAAUUGUUCCUCAUUCUUCAUCUUCUUCUUCUUCUUCCCAGACCCUAGCCUCCUCAAUCUCAUCUCCUUGUACAAAGCGUCGAAGCCACGGAAAUGGAGGAGGAGCUCCUAUGUUCGGUUAUGUUCAGAGAUUGGAUCGGUCAUCUCUGUUUGGAGCAAGAUUAUACAGGUCUCGAUCCUGCGAGUAUCCGAAAUCCAGGAUUCGAACUAUAAAAAAAGCUUGCAGUGCGAACCUAAACGCCUUUUCAGACGAAGAAUUCUCGAAGAAGAUUCAGGAAUUGGCUCUCGGAUUCCAGCUUUCCGAAGAUGGUGACGUGGAGGACCAAAGCAACACCGCCAUGGAUUCAGAUACAGAAGUAGAUUCUGAUUCUAAGGAAAAUUAUAGCAGUUCCAAAGAUGAAUCUUCCACAGUGAUAAACAGCAACAUCAACUUUGUACAGAGCGAGAGCCAAUUUCCAUGGCCUGAGAUCCCACAAGAGCCACCGGAUUGGCCGGGGAGAGACGAAAUAGUUCCGGCGAGCAUUGAACGGAAAGCUAACAGCGUCGAUCUUCCAUUGUCGCUUCGGAUUAUACAGAGGAAGCUGCAAUGGCAAGAUGGUUUUAAGGAAGCAGGGGAAUCCGCGUAUUGCUCUGUAAAAAAAGCUUUCUCAUCCAUGGUGUUCAUAAUCAGAGAACUCCACAGCUAUACGUUACAGAUGCGAGAACUUCUCUACUACGAAGAUUUACAGGGGAUUCUGAACCGGGUUCAGAAGGAGAUGCACGCUUCGUUCGUUUGGCUAUUCCAGCAGGUUUUCUCUCACACCCCGACUUUAAUGGUCUACGUGAUGAUUCUCCUUGCUAAUUUCACCGUCUAUUCCAUGGGCCACAACACUGCUAUUGCGGCUUCUUCUCCACCUUCUUCCUAUACUAGCACAACAGAGGUGGCUUCGGUGGUCGAAGUUGAGGACCAGAAGAGCAAUAAGUUUGAUUCUUCUGCAAUCAAGACGUUCUCUGUGUCGUCUUCGUCUUCGAGUGGGAAGACGACUUCAAUUGGAGGAAAUAAUGGCGGUGGUGGAAAGGUACGGUCAGUAGCUAGUGGAACAGAUGGUGAUGGACGGUUUGAUGGGUCGGACCAAUAUCGGAGAAUUGUUCCCGAUGGAGCAUCAUCAUCAUCCCAGUUGACGUCUUUUGGGUCACCGAGGGAGGCAGAGUCGGAGUCAGGGGAGGAGAGUAUGGAGGAAGAGGUAAAGCUGUGGAAUUCCAUAGUCGAAGAGGCUUCGAAAAUGCAGUCUGCAGUCAGACACGAAGCUCUUGAUCACGAGACAAUUAAGAGCUUCGUUUCGCCGGUGAAUGCGAAUAUUGAACCCGAUGACUAUGCAGAAUACUUCAGAACAGAGCUUCUGUACCAAACUUGUUUGUCCCAUGAACCCAACAAUGCCCUACUCCUUGCCAAUUACGCACAGUUCCUUCAUCUCGUUAACCACGACUACGACAGAGCUGAAGAGUACUUUAAGAGGGCAAUAACGGUAGAGCCACCGGACGCGGAGGCGUAUAACAAGUACGCUCAUUUCCUUUGGAGGGUUCGAAACGAUUUGUGGUCUGCCGAGGAAACCUUUUUGGAAGCCAUUUCAGCUGACCCAACAAACUCCUACUAUGCGGCUAACUAUGCUCACUUCCUCUGGAAUACUGGUGGCGAGGACACGUGUUUUCCUCUCAGCUCCCCUGACGCCACCGAAACAGCUUAGAAAAAGCUUAAAAAGAAAAACCAAAAUAAAUAAACCCCAGAGAAAAAAACAGGAAAAAAAAUUAUAAUAAUGGAUAAAGAUAAGCAUGCCACACCAUUCUACAAGAAAGAGUGUAAGAGAAAAAAAAGUCGAGAGAUAAUGCCAGUUAAUUUUAUCCAGAAGAGUUUUGACAUUUUGUGGUUAUAAACUUUGGCGGAGUGAACAGGAGAAAAGCUGGGUUGUUGGGGCUGCUGGUGGCGUGGAAUGGGUUGAUAUGUGAACAUGGUGGCCAACAUGGGGAUAUGUGGCAGUUUGUCAUGACAUCGAGAUCUACGGAUGAGAUUGUUGGAAUUGCAAGGCAUGAGAGAAUGCCUGCUUGAAGGGGUUUUUGCUUUGCACAGAUAAAUUGUGUUUUUUUUGUUUUUAAUCUGAUAACACGUUCACAUGGCAAAGUGUAAUUAGCUUUUUUUGUGUUUUGUUUUUGUUUUUUGGGGUUCUUUUGUUAAUAUAGUGCGAUUUGGAAAUUAGAGAAAAAGAAAUCUGAGAUUUUAAUCUAAUAAAAUACUUUUGCAAAGAAGCACGUGUUCUUGAGCAAUUAAUUAUUA